Molecule: messenger RNA, 2679 nt
Organism: Chaetomium globosum CBS 148.51
Lineage: Eukaryota; Fungi; Ascomycota; Sordariomycetes; Sordariales; Chaetomiaceae
Exons: 6
Coding region: 1-2679 (892 amino acids)
Biological process (GO): rRNA processing
Cellular component (GO): Pwp2p-containing subcomplex of 90S preribosome; small-subunit processome
Molecular function (GO): protein binding
Source: RefSeq, a predicted model, not a curated record
AUGCCCCACUCCGAGCCUGACCGGCCGUCGACAAAACGUCAAAGGAUCGAUGCCGUCGUCAAGGUGUCGCCCUCGCCGGCCAAGCGAGGCUCGACCAUCUUUGCGCCAUUCCGAACCAUUGGACUAGUUUCUCCGACGGCCGUCCCCUUCGCUUCGAUUCCCCUCGGCAAGACAACUUUCCAGAUCACGACCUCGGUCGGCCGCGCCCUGCAGACCUACGAUCUCAAGCGCGGCCUCAACCUCGUCUUCGUCACGCGCCCCCAGACGCCCGCCGACAUCACCGCCACCUAUGCUUGGAAGGAUAAAGUCUUUGCCGCUUGGGGCGACCCGCGCAAUGGCGAGCCCCAGGGGUUGUGGGCAUUUCAGCGCGGCAAGAAGGCCGCCGAGCUCCAGCUGCCUGCGGAUUUGGACCAACCCAUCAAGCAGAUCCUGAUUUUUGGCUCCUGGAUCGUCGCUUGCGCUUUAACGAGGGUAGAGGUGUGGAAGUCGUCAACAUUGGAGCAUUACACCACCAUCUUCACAGCCGCGACUAAGAAAGGCGACAAUGAAAUCAGCGGCGGCGUCUGCAACAUGCCCACAUUCCUCAACAAGAUUUUUGUCGGACGGAAAGACGGUUGGGUUGAGAUCUGGAACAUCAGCACGGGCAAGCUUAUUUACACGAUCUUGCCACCAACUCCAGAUUGCGGCGCUGUCACCUUCCUUCAGCCUUCCCCGGCUUUAUCCCUUCUGGCCAUUGCCUACUCCGGAGGACCAUUGGUUCUACAAAACGUACUUACCGACAAAUCUGUCCUUCGGUUAAAUGCUGGGACCGAGGAUGCUCCGGUUACGUGCAUCUCGUUCCGAAGCGACGGCCAGGGAGCGGGUCAAGACGGGAGAAAGGAUGGCGUUAUGGCUACCGCCACCAGCGUUGGUGGGGAUGUCACCUUCUGGGAUCUCAAUAAGGGAGGGAGAAUAAUGGGUGUUCUCCGGAGCGCGCACAAUCCCCCGUCCUACAACAAGGACGUCCGUGGAGGAAUCAGCAAAGUCGAGUUCCUCCCCGGGCAGCCCGUCAUUGUUACGAGUGGCCUGGACAACUCCCUCAAGUCUUGGAUAUUUGAUGAGUCGCCCUUUUCGCCUGUCCCACGCAUUCUGCAUAUGCGCAGCGGGCACGCGGCUCCAUGGCUGCUCAGCGGUGGCCGUGAUAGGAGCUUGUGGGGGUGGAGUUUGCGCCGUGAUGGGCAGAGCACCGAACUUAGCCAGGGCGCCAUCCGGAAGAAGGCCAGGAAGAUUGGUAUUUUGGCUGGCAGCUCCAUGUCGCAUGGCCCAACCACCACUUUGGACGACCUCAAAGCGCCGGAAGUCACCUGUAUCGCCUCUUCGCUAAAUCGGGAUGGAGGGAUGGGAACCAUGCCCGGGAAACAAAUGAUUUGGGACAAAGGCAAUGAUAAAAACAAGCUCACGAGUGCUCAACUUAGCGGUAUGACUGGCUGGGAGAGCGUCGUAACGGCCCACAAGGAUGACCCUUGGGCACGUACGUGGUUUUGGGGGAGAAAGAGGGCCGGUCGGUGGGCGUUUAAGACAGGCGAUGGGGAGAGCGUGUCGACUGUUGCCAUGAGCUCCUGCGGCAGUUUUGCUUUCCUACGACAACUGAAGAUGCAGCAGUUGAAGGCACUGGAUGAGGUCAACAAGCUCCAGUCGCGGUCCAAAGCCACGUUUGCGCCAGGCACCGGGAGGCACACCAAGGCCGUGACGGGCAUUGUGGUUGACUCGCUCAACCGAACCGUCAUAUCUUGCUCGCUCGACGGCAAGAUUAAGUUUUGGGAUUUCGUGACGGGGAGCCUCAUCGACGAGAUUGAUUGGGCACCAAUGAUCAAGAUCACAGCUUGCCGCUACCACGCAGGAAAUGACCUCAUCGCCUUUGCAUGCGACGACCAUUCCAUCCGGGUGGUCGACGUGGAAACCAAACAGACGAUUCGUGAGUUUUGGGGCUGUCGGGGGGACAUCAACGACUUCUGCUUCUCCAACGACGGCCGGUGGAUUGUCGCCGCAUCGCAAGACUCGAUUGUUCGCGUCUGGGACCUGCCCACGAGCCACCUGAUCGAUGCCUUCCGGCUGGAGAAGCCCUGCACGGCGCUCGCUUUCUCGGCGACGGGCGACGCGCAGAGACGAGCACUAGCUGCCGAGGAGAGACGACGUCACGGCGCCGGUGCUCGACCAGCUCAGUGCCGACAUGACCACCCUCAGUUUGGUUCCGAGAGUCGCUGGCAGACGCUGCUGCACAUCGACCUGAUCAAGGAGCAGAAACAAACCCAAGGAGGCGCCCAAGGCGCCCGAGAAGGCGCCGUUCUUCCUGCCGGCUACACGGACUUCCUCGAACACCUUAAAUCGCUCGGGCCGUCGGCGGCCGACCUAGAACUUCGGUCGCUCUCCAUGGGCUUCGGCGACGACGAAUCCAACGAACUGUUGCACUUCAUCCGGGCGCUGACGAGCCGGCUGGUGGCGCGGCGCGACUACGAGCUGACGCAGGCGUGGAUGACGGUGUUCCUGCGGCUGCACUUCGAUCUAGUCAUGGCCAACGAGUCGCUGCUGGAGGCGCUGGGCGAGUGGAAGCAAUAUCAGGGCAAAGAGAGGGAGCGGCUGGAUGAUUUGGUUGGGUAUUGUGGGGGGGUGGUCGGGUUUUUAAGGAGUCCAAGGACGUGA